AUGAUUUUGAUACGGACGAAAAUCGCGGUCGGCAUCCUUUUCGGGUUCCUGCGGUUCUUCUUCGGCAUGCUGCCUGUUAAACUCUACAAGAUCCUGCAGCACUGGGAGGGAGCAUCAGUCGACUCGAACACCUUCGUCAAUCACAGGAGACACGAGCAGGUAACGUGCUGGAUAACGCUGUGCCAGUCUUUCGGAGGAGGUGUCCUUUUCGCGACGUGCUUCUUACACAUGAUGAUCCAGCUGUUCGUGUCGGUCGAAGACUUGAAGAACUCGAGCGGCGUGGAGUCCCGUUACUACCCCCUCUCCCAGCUUACGUUGUCCGUAGGAUUUUUCUGCGUCUACUUUCUCGAAGAAUGGUCCCACUGGGUGGUCGAGCAGAAAACCGACCAUAUGCUCGCCACCAAGACGUUCGAGAAGAUCGCCACGAGUAUGUCGAAGUGUUCGACUAAAAUUUCGGCCACCGAUUGCAAUGGCGAUACUCCAAACAGAGCGACGCGUGACAACAACAGAAAAAUCGAAGACUCGGAAAAGGAAGAAACGCCGUCAGAUGAGGAACUCAAAAUGAAACACCAAGAGCAAUUGAUGCGGGCCAUCCUCACGAUCAUAGCGCUGUCGUUGCACUCGGUCCUCGAAGGCCUGUCCAUAGGGCUGAAAAGCCGGAUCUCCGAAAUAUGGUAUCUUUCGGUGGCGGUGAGUAUCCAUUCGGCGUCCAUUUUGUUUUGCAUAGGAUUGGAGCUGCUGCUGGCCAAAAACAAGAUCAGGUUCAUAGUGCUACAAGUCAGCGUCUUAGCGCUUGCCAGCCCGUUGGGCAUUUUCCUGGGAAUAUUUUUCGCCGUGGAGACUCCGACCGAAGAGACCACCAAGUGUGUCGUGGCAGUCCUGCUGGAGGGUUUGGCGUGCGGCGCCAUAUUGCACAUAACCCUGUUUCAAGUUUUGAGCAGGGAGAAGCAGAGAAAGGUGUACCGGCUACGGAGGAGCUUCUGCAUGGUCUCCGGUUUCGUGCUGAUGACCGUUUUACAGUACGUCGAGAUGAAUUAUUCCGACGAACAUUUGAAAAUUGUCAUCAAGACGUUGAACUAUACUCGUUCGAACUGA
This is a messenger RNA of Cylas formicarius (sweet potato weevil), 1095 nucleotides long. RefSeq names its product zinc transporter ZIP3-like. Bases 1 to 1095 code for a protein of 364 amino acids. Gene Ontology annotation, biological process: zinc ion transmembrane transport. Lineage: Eukaryota; Metazoa; Arthropoda; Insecta; Coleoptera; Brentidae. The transcript has a single exon. The record is from RefSeq and is a predicted model, not a curated record. Gene Ontology annotation, molecular function: zinc ion transmembrane transporter activity. Gene Ontology annotation, cellular component: plasma membrane.